AUGGGACCAUUCCUAGUGUUGCUGUUCCUGGUUGCUGUGCUGAUUCCAUCCUGUCUUCCAGAUAGCGAUGAGGAUCAAGAUGUGGGUUCUCUGUCAACUCACCUACCUGAAAUCCAGGAGGAGAUCGUAGGGAAACACAAUGAACUCAGGAAAUCAGUAUCUCCAAGUGCCAGCAACAUGCUGAAGAUGAGAUGGACCAGUGAACCCUAUGAGAACACCCAAAAGUGGGCAGAAAAUUAUGCACACAGUAUCUCAGCAUUCAGAAGGACAAGUGUGCAGGUUGUUUGGUAUUCAUCUUUCCUUACUGGAUGUGGAGUGGCCUACUGUCCUGAGAAAUCUUCGAAAUACUUCAUGGUUUGCCGCUAUUGUCCUGCUGGUAAUUAUUUGAGCAGAUAUUAUGUCCCUUAUGAUGAAGGAGAACCUUGUGCCAGUUGUCCUGAUCACUGUGAUGAUGGAUUAUGCACCAAUAGUUGUGAUUAUGAAGAUUCACAUGCUAUCUUUCAUGUGUUGGCAGAACAAGGGUAUUGGGGUGGAAGGUGGAGUGCAACCUCCUAUGGAUUGAUGGGUCCCGGGCCUCUUUUCCAGGUUCCACUUCUUGACAUCAACAUUGAGGAGACUCAGGUUGUUUAUGGAGAUCUCAUUCGACUAUUGCAUCAUGAUGUGGGUCCUAAAGGAUUUUAUCCUGGAAGAGAUAAAGCAGGUUUAGAAAGCAUGAUCCAAACAUUAACAAUGUUAACAAUGAUAGGAGCAUCAGAAGAGGCCCUGCCAGGUAUAGCAGGAAGGAUAAAGAUUUGA
Molecule: messenger RNA, 795 nt
Organism: Castor canadensis (American beaver)
Lineage: Eukaryota; Metazoa; Chordata; Mammalia; Rodentia; Castoridae
Source: RefSeq, a predicted model, not a curated record